AUGUCCAACGGCAUCGACUCUCCUCUUCCUCCCAAGGGCGACACCUCUUGGAAGAUCACCAACAAGAUCGCAAAGGCCGAAAAGGAAGGUCGCAUUUGGUGGAGCUUCGAGUACUUUCCUCCUCGUACCGCCCAGGGUCUUACCAAUCUCUAUGAUCGUAUCGAGCGUAUGGCCGACCUCGGCCCCGAGUUCGUCGACAUCACCUGGAACGCUGGUGGUCGUACCUCGGACCUCACCGCUUCGCUGGUAAAGACCGUCCAUACCUACAUCGGUCUGGAGACCUGCAUGCACCUCACCUGCACCAACAUGCCUCGUGAGAAAAUCGACACCGCACUCAAGGAGGCCAAGGAAUUUGGCUGCCGUAACAUUCUCGCUCUGCGAGGCGAUCCUCCUGCUGGUCAGUCCGAAUGGGAGCCUCACGCUGCCGGCUUUACCCGCGCCAAGGAACUCGUAGAAUAUAUCCGCGAGCAAUACGGCGACUACUUUGCCAUUGCAGUCGCCGGCUUCCCCGAGGGUCACCCUGAAGCCAUCGACGGGCCCGAAUUGGAGCUCGAACGUCUCAAGGAAAAGAUUGAAGCCGGCGCAGACUUUAUCUUUACGCAGAUGUUUUACGACUUUGACAUUUUCGCAAAGUGGGUCAAGGACGUACGAGCUGCAGGGAUCAACUGUCCAAUCAUCCCCGGUGUCAUGCCCAUCCAGACCUAUGGUGGUUUCCAGCGCGCUACUGCUCGCUUCGGCACCUUGGUCCCUCAGUAUUUCCAUGACGCUCUCGAUCCUGUCAGAGACGACGACCAAAAGGUGCGAGAGAUUGGCACCCGUCUCGUCGGUGAAAUGUGCAAAAAAAUCGUUGGCACCGGCCUGGGCAUCAGCGGCUUGCACAUCUACACCAUGAACCUUGAGAAAGGUUCGCGCAUGCUCCUUGAUUAUCUCGGCCUCACACCCUCGGUCAACCAAGUCAGCCCUCUCCCUUGGACGCCUAGUCUCACUCCCAAGAGGCGCGAGGAGAAAAUUCGUCCCAUCUUCUGGGCCAAUCGUGCAAAGAGCUACGUCAACCGUACCGAGACCUGGGACGAGUUCCCUAACGGUCGAUGGGGCGACGCUCGCUCGCCUGCGUAUGGCGACGUUGACGCCUACGGUGUAAAGCUACGAUACUCGAACGAAGAGGCCAAAGAGAUGUGGGGCGCUCCCACUUGUUUGGACGACGUCAAAACCCUCUUCCAACAGUUCUGCGCCGGCCAAGUUAAGGCUCUUCCGUGGUCCGAGACGCCCGUCGCACGCGAAACCUCGGUGAUCAGCGACAAGCUUGCAAAGAUGAACCAGCUUGGCUUCCUCACCAUCAACUCGCAGCCCGCCGUCGACGGUGCUCGUAGCGACGACAAGGUGCACGGCUGGGGUCCCAAGAACGGUUACGUCUAUCAAAAAGCCUACCUCGAGUUUUUUGUCUCACCCGAGGAUCUUGACGCUCUUAUUGCCAGAAUCGAGGCCGAUCCGCAGAUCACUUACCAUGCCGUCAACUCGCAGGGCGACAUGCGCACCAACACCAACUCGGAAGCUCCUAAUGCCGUCACCUGGGGUGUCUUCCCGCACUGUGAGAUCAUCCAGCCGACCAUCGUCGAGUCCAUCUCAUUCCUGGCAUGGAAGGACGAGGCGUACGAGAUCGGAAGGAACUGGGCCAAGGUGUACGAGCCUACAUCGCCAUCACGCAAGUUCCUUGAAGACAUGUUCAACAGCUACUUCCUUGUCAAUGUGGUGCACAAUGACUUCAAAGCCAACGACUCGAUCUUUGAACCCUUCCUCAGCGCUUCGGAGGUCACAUCGGCCGUCAAUGGCUCGCUUUCUGGCUUGGCUUCCGCCGUCAGCAACGCAGCCGGGCAUGUGACCAACUCGAUUUCUUCGCCUGCCAAUGCCAUCUCGAACGGCAAUGCCUCUUCUCCUGCUCCCGCAGCCUCCUGA
Messenger RNA from Mycosarcoma maydis (corn smut), 1953 nucleotides. Its product is annotated as putative methylene tetrahydrofolate reductase. Lineage: Eukaryota; Fungi; Basidiomycota; Ustilaginomycetes; Ustilaginales. Gene Ontology annotation, cellular component: cytosol. Gene Ontology annotation, biological process: tetrahydrofolate interconversion. The transcript has a single exon. The record is from RefSeq and is a predicted model, not a curated record. Gene Ontology annotation, molecular function: FAD binding; methylenetetrahydrofolate reductase [NAD(P)H] activity. The coding region runs from base 1 to 1953 and encodes 650 amino acids.